AUGGUGGAAUCGAAGACAUCAAGAUUGUCAAAAUCAGCUGUAUGUUUUGCAGUAUUGUUGUUCAUCUUCUUUCUCCAGAUUAUUGCCAUACGAGAUGCAACCACGUGGAAAGUGAAACUGAGUCACAUUCUCUCACUUUCGGAGUGGUAUCAAAGUGCUAUAAUCACAUGUGACCGCUCUCAUAAAGAUUUCGAUAUUUGCACAGUUAAUAGCCCAACACUUUUGGACCAUGCUUCCUCAACUCUCUUUACUUUGGGCCCCCAUUCACGGGCCCAGCCCAAUAACCCUGUGAAAAUCCAUCCUUACCCUCUUAAAAAUGACAAGACAGCAAUGUCCUAUGUGAAAGAAAUCACAAUCACCUCAUCUCCACCAAAACAAACGUGUGGUGUCACACACCAUAGCCCAGCACUUGUAUUCAGUGCGGGUGGGUACACUGGAAACUUCUUCCAUGAAAUAAACGAGAACUUCAUCCCACUCUUCAUCACCAUCAAUUCCUUAUUCCCUAAUCAAGAUGUUGUACUUGUGAUCACUGGGGGAAUGAUCUGGUGGUUCCAGAAGUAUGCUGAAUUGUUAUCCGCGUUUAGUCAUGGCCACUUGAUCAUCAACACAAAGAACUUAACAACCAAUCAUUGUUUUUCAUCAGCCACCAUAGGGUUGAUAAAGCACGGGCCCAUGAUCAUAGACCCAAAAUUGUUACCAUUUCCUAAAACCCUUUUUGAUUUCCAUACAUUUCUAAAAAAUGCAUAUACCAAAGAUGGCACCCCAUUAUUGUAUCCCAACAAGUGGGGGAGGCCAAAUCUCACAUUGGUGAGUAGAAGAGGGAAUGUGAGCCGUGUGAUUUUAAAUCAAGAUGAAGUCAUAAAGGUAGCUGAGGAAGUGGGGUUCAAUGUGCAUGUGUUGGAGCCAUCAAAAAACUCCUCUAUGGUCAAAGCUUAUAGGCUUAUUCACACAAGUCAUGUUAUGUUAGGUGUGCAUGGUGCAGGCCUAACACAUUUUUUGUUCCUUAGGCCAGGGUCAGUGUUGGUGCAGGUGGUGCCUAUUGGAACUGAUUGGCCUUCUAGAACUUACUAUAAGGACCCAACUAAGAUUUUGGGGUUGGAAUACAUAGAGUACAAGAUUCAGGCCAAUGAAAGCAGCUUGUCAGAGAGUUAUGGAGCUAAUAGCUUAGCGAUCAAGGACCCAAAAGCUUUUCAUGAGGAAAAAUGGGCCAAGAAACGAAUAUAUUUGAAGAAGCAAAAUGUAAAACUUGAUAUCACCAGGUUUAGAAAGUGCUUGACAAAAGCGUACAAAAAGGCCAAGAUAUUUAUGGACAGAAUCAGUUAG
Messenger RNA from Gastrolobium bilobum, 1323 nucleotides. Its product is annotated as xylan glycosyltransferase MUCI21-like. The record is from RefSeq and is a predicted model, not a curated record. Lineage: Eukaryota; Viridiplantae; Streptophyta; Magnoliopsida; Fabales; Fabaceae. The coding region runs from base 1 to 1323 and encodes 440 amino acids. Gene Ontology annotation, molecular function: glycosyltransferase activity. The transcript has 2 exons.